Messenger RNA from Solanum stenotomum, 1668 nucleotides. RefSeq lists its product as uncharacterized. The transcript is spliced from 3 exons. The record is from RefSeq and is a predicted model, not a curated record. Bases 1 to 1668 code for a protein of 555 amino acids. Lineage: Eukaryota; Viridiplantae; Streptophyta; Magnoliopsida; Solanales; Solanaceae.
AUGUGGGCACAUGAUAAAGUGGAGGUGUUCGAUGUGUACAAGGCAUUGAAGCUCCCAGCUGUAUAUGAAGAGUUGUCUGAAAUAACUGUUAUAGAUCUUACGGCAGAGGCUCGAUAUAUUGCGACCAAGGACCCGUUAGAGCGAGUGCUAGUAGGAGAUGAUAUCUAUAGGGAUGUUGAGGCACAUGAAAUGAUGCAAUUUCUUGAUGUGGCACUUGCACGUACAUCAAGAGAUCGAUGCAAUUUAAAUAGGGUGUUGGGUUCUCCACCCAUGCCCUCUAUUGAAGAAACACCCAAGCUGGAGUUAAAAGCAUUUCCAGCCCACCUCAGGUAUGCAUUCAUGGGUGAAGAUAAGACCUUACCAUUUAUUUUGUCUACAACAUUAUCUGAUUCUCAGGUGGAAGUAGCAUUAAUCAUAUUGAGGAAGAGAAAAAUAGCCUUGGGUUGGCAAAUGUCCGACAUCCAUGGAAUCAAUCCCGCGUUGUACAUGCAUAAAAUUUACAUGGAGGAAGGGCAUAAGCCGAGUGCACAGCAUCAACGGAGACUAAAUCCAAUGAUGAAGGAUGUGAUGAGAAAAAAAGUGAUCAAUUGGUUAGAUGCAUGGGUCGUGUACCCCAUAUUAGAUAGUAAAUGGGUGAGUUCGGUACAGUGUGUGCCCAAGAAAGAAGGAAUGAUGGUAGUAACCAAUGAGAAGAACGAAUUGAUCCCCAUAAGGACAGUAAUUGGGUGGCACAUCUGCAUGGAUUACAUGAAGAUAAAUGAUGCCACUAGAAAUGACCAUUACCCGGUGUCGUUUAUUGAACAAAUGUUGGAUAGAUUAGCGGGGCAAGAAUACUACUUCUUCCGGGAUAGCUACUUAGGUUAUAAUCAGAUUUUUAUUGCACCAGAGGACCAGGAGAAGACUGCCUUCACUUAUCCGGUCCUUGCCAGGUGUGAAGAAACAAAUCUUGUGUUGAACUGGGAAAAAUGUCACUUCUUAGUUCGAGAAGGGAUUGUAUUGGGGCACAAAAUCUCCAAGAAUAGGCUAGAAGUUGACAAAGCCAAAGUGGAGGUUAUUGAGAAGUUGCCACCACCCAUCACAGUGAAGGGAGUCAAAUUAGAAGCUUUUUGGGGCAUGUUGGGUUUUACAGAAGAUUUAUCAAGGACGUUUCUAAGACUGCAAGACCCAUGUGCAUCUGUUAGAAAAAGAGGUGAACUUCCAUUCGAGCUUAUGUGUGAUGCCAGUGAUACAACGGUUGGGGUAGUGCUUGGGCUGCGAAAAGAUAAGGUGUUUCAAUCCAUCUACUAUUCUAGCAAGACACUUGAUGCAGCCCAAUCAAAUUAUAUUGUCACUGAGAAAGAGAUGUUGGCAUUAGUGUUUGCUUUUGAUAAGUUUAGGUCAUACUUGGUAGGCACCAAGGUUGUAGUUUACACUGAUCCUAUUGCAAUCAGGAAUUUUUUUAAUAAAAAGGAUGCCAAGCCGAGGCUGAUUAGGUGGAUAUUGCUCUUACAAGAGUUUGAUCUGGAGAUUAAAGAUAGGAAGGGAAUUGAAAACCAGAUAGCUGAUCAUCUGUCCAGAUUGGAGGACUCAUCUCAUGUGAAGAAUGAAGGGCAAUUCGUGAAGAGUUUCUUGAUGAGCAAUUGCUUUCGUUGGACCUUGCUCAAGUGCCUUGGUAUGCUGACAUUGUAA